CAUGGCUGCUAAGGACUCAGGGUUCCUGAGUGAAGUGUUGGACAUCGGGAGUAUGUAUUGUAUUGGGACCCUCAACUUAAUCUCCAAGAUGGUGGAUGGUGCUUAUGAAUGCUGGAAAAUUGUUCUACUUAAAGGUUUGGAGGACACCAGUGUUUACCAGUUUAGAAUGAUUAAGUUCUUACUGACCAGUACAUUAAACCUGAGGAAGGAAAUGCAAGAAAAAUAUGACAAAGUUCAGAUUGCUAACUUGAUGGUUGACAAAUUCCCACGUGACACCAGUGUGGACAAAAUUAUACAACUCUGCAAAGAUAUGCCAGCACUUCAACACAUUGCAGAAAUUCUUAAGAAGGAAAAGUCAAAAGUUGUGAAUAAAAUUAAAUCUACACCAGAAAAAAGAACAACCCCGUCAGAGAAGAGCAAGCAGAAAGAAAAGGGUCCCACUACACCUGCCCCAGAAAGAAAACGGUCCACAAGCACAUCUCUCACAUCUGAAGGCACAGAGGUGACUCCUGGACCUCAGAAAAAGAAAAACACAUCCAAAGGAAAGGAUGGGACCAAAAGGAUUAAGGUGUUGGAGGAGCAGACUCAGCCUCCCUGUCCUGCAGGAGCCAGCACGUCCAGAGCCAUGGGCUAUCCCUCACCUCCCCAGACUGCAUCAGCUCCACCGAGCACUUCCGGGCAACCACUAGAAAAUCUGAUCUCCGAAAGGGCCCAAUGGUGGUGAUGGUGCUGAGUGCAGCAGAUCCGUUUGCAUAUGAGUCCUCAGAAAAGGAGACCAAAACAAUGUUUCAUGCUACGG
Messenger RNA from Lemur catta (Ring-tailed lemur), 799 nucleotides. Its product is annotated as pyrin and HIN domain-containing protein 1-like. The record is from RefSeq and is a predicted model, not a curated record. Gene Ontology annotation, cellular component: nucleolus. Bases 2 to 724 code for a protein of 240 amino acids. NCBI's taxonomy places the organism in Eukaryota, Metazoa, Chordata, Mammalia, Primates, Lemuridae. Gene Ontology annotation, biological process: positive regulation of interleukin-1 beta production; activation of innate immune response; cellular response to interferon-beta. Gene Ontology annotation, molecular function: double-stranded DNA binding. The transcript has 6 exons.